AUGUCCACGCUCAACUACACCUACCCAACGACGGCGCCUACGGUCCGCCACGUGAACACCAUUACCAUGGGUCCUUUGCCGCUCGCUCCCCUCAAGCUCAGCCAGAGCGACUUUGAACAGCUUGCUGCCUGGCUCGUCGAGUACACCGCCGUUCAUACUCACGCAGUACCCUGCCGCUGGGACAAGUCCUGUGGCAAGAUACUCAACCUAUCUGGACCCCGCGCGCUGGCGGACCUUAUCCAACAUCUCAACUACAACCACCCCGACGGUUCGCUUCGCAGCGGAAACUACCGCCACCUUUCGUGCAAAUGGGCGGGCUGUGGCGCGUGCCCCUGCACCUUCACGAACAGUGCACACGCGGAGGAGUGGAUCUAUAGGCACGUUCUCGAGCACUCCGGUGUAUGCGCUGCGAAGGAGGGCCGCAAGAUCGAACGCUGUGCGCUCUGCAAGCGCUCCGUCGAUGGUUUUCAGCCGCGCGGGGAGCAUAUGCGCAGGUGCAUUGCCAAGACGCCGUUUCUUGACACGGCGAUGGAUCUGGAGACGUAUGGCGUGCGGGUAUGCGGGUUCGAUAAGGAUGGGGUGUGGACGCAGGUUCGUGUCAAGGAGACGGGGGACCAGGUCUGGGUUAAGGAUGCGAAGGGAAGGUGGAUCGAUCCGCGUACUGGAAUGGCCGCGUUCUUGUGA
Molecule: messenger RNA, 684 nt
Organism: Peniophora sp. CBMAI 1063
Lineage: Eukaryota; Fungi; Basidiomycota; Agaricomycetes; Russulales; Peniophoraceae
Source: the annotation of a GenBank genome assembly